AUGAAAGAAGAAGUUAAUAAUUUAACUACUUUUGAUGUUUAUGAAACAGUUGAUAGAAAAACAGCUAAUAAAGUUUUACCCGGCUGUUGGGUGUAUACUGUGAAGCCUGAUAGAUCAUUAAAAGCGAGAUAUAUAAUUAAAGGGUUUAAACAAGAAGCGGAAAUUACUAAUUUUAGUCCAACAACAGCUUAUCUUACAAUAAGAUUAUUUCUUAUAUUAGCAUCAAAUUUAAACUUUAAUGUAGCGACAUUAGAUAUAAGUUCGGCAUUUUUUCAGAGCGGUUUAAGUGAAAAUAUUUUUGUUAAAAUUCCUCUCUGCUGA
Messenger RNA from Strongyloides ratti, 321 nucleotides. RefSeq names its product Reverse transcriptase, RNA-dependent DNA polymerase domain-containing protein. NCBI's taxonomy places the organism in Eukaryota, Metazoa, Nematoda, Chromadorea, Rhabditida, Strongyloididae. Bases 1 to 321 code for a protein of 106 amino acids. The transcript has a single exon. The record is from RefSeq and is a predicted model, not a curated record.